Messenger RNA from Argentina anserina (silverweed cinquefoil), 438 nucleotides. Its product is annotated as FCS-Like Zinc finger 15. The record is from RefSeq and is a predicted model, not a curated record. The transcript has 3 exons. The coding region runs from base 1 to 438 and encodes 145 amino acids. NCBI's taxonomy places the organism in Eukaryota, Viridiplantae, Streptophyta, Magnoliopsida, Rosales, Rosaceae.
AUGGUCGGACUUAGUGUAGUGCUAGAAGGUCAUAAGGGUAGUGGUACUACUGCUUGUGCUGCUAGUAUUAUUAACAAAGCCACCAUGGUGAUCAACAAUCCCACUGCUCUGCCUUAUUACCCCAGAACUUCUAACAACUCUCCAUAUUUGCCACCCAAUUCCAAUUUUCUUGACAAGUGCUUUCGGUGCAAGCAGAAACUCUUGCUUGGCAAAGACAUCUACAUGUACAAGGGAGAUAGAGGCUUUUGCAGUGUGGAGUGCAGGUAUAAUCAGAUUAUGAUGGAUGAAGAGGAGAUUGUUCGCAAAGAAAUGCACUGCUCAAUGGUGGUUAUGAAUUCUAGUUCAGCUUCUUCUUAUUCUUCAACCUCUUCAGCUUCUUCUUCCAGAGGCUCAAAUCGAAACAAAGAGACAGAGUGGGUGGAUUGCCUAUUGAGAUAA